Mesorhabditis belari is the source of this 1230-nucleotide messenger RNA. NCBI's taxonomy places the organism in Eukaryota, Metazoa, Nematoda, Chromadorea, Rhabditida, Rhabditidae. The record is from the annotation of a GenBank genome assembly.
AUGACAAUAUCGUAUUCGGGAAACUUUUUGCAAUUGCUAUUACGGUGGAAAGGAUCGAUAUUCCGGAGUGUUUGGAAAGAGUUGUUGAUCUAUUUGGGAUUACAUUAUCUUAUCCGUUUUGUUUACACUGAUAUUCUACCGUGGGCCGACCCCGAUGGAAAGCUUAAAUACAGAGACUAUUUCAUCUCGAUUUGUCAGCAAUUCAAUGAGUACACCAAAUUGAUACCACUCACUUUUCUUCUUGGCUUUUAUGUGUCAAAUGUUGUCUCAAGAUGGUGGAGACAAUUUGAAUGCCUUUGUUGGCCGGAAGAUCUUCUCUCACUUCUUUGUUUCGUCGUUCCAUCAAGUGACCCAAAGCAGGCUCGGGUUCGGCAUCGAAUCGCUCGCUAUUUGAAUUUAACGUGUGCACUGGCUUGGAGAGACGUCUCCUCGAAAAUUCGCCUUCGCUUCCCCACCGUUCGUCACAUUGUUGACAGUGGACUAUUGACUGAAUCAGAAUAUGAGCAAUUGAUGGAAAUCUCUAGAACAAACCAGGGUUGUGUCUGGUUGACUCCUCUCCAUUGGGUUCAACAGAUUGUCUCAGAGAUUGUCAGCGAGACUGGCGCUCUACCCGCUUAUGUCAAUAAUUUCAAUCAAGAGCUGAAAACGUUUCGGAUAUCGUUUCGUCGACUUUUCUGUCAUGAUUGGGUUUGUGUGCCGCUCGUCUACACACAGGUGGCUGCACUUGCCACUUACGCUUUCUUCUUCUUUUGCCUCUUUGGACGACAAAGUAUCGUUGAGAUUGAGGCAAAAGGACGCUCAGGCUUUGAUGCUGUCGAUUUGAGAUUUCCUUUGUUCACCGUUGUCCAAUUCUUGUUCUUUGUCGGAUGGUUUAAAGUUGGGCAAGAUCUAAUGCGACCAUUUGGUUUGGACGAUGAUGACAUUGAGUUAGCCUAUAUUCUUGAUCGAAACAUUGUCACUUCUUUUACGAUUGUCAACAUUUUACAGAAUAAAGAACCACCUGCUUUUGAAGAAGAUGCCUUUUGGAAAGUCAGAGAUCAGCCGAAUGCGCCUGAUUCAAAAUUAAGAUUUGGUCGCAUUGAUUUGAGUCGAACAGCUCAUAAACAUCCGCCUAAACUUCAUAUGUUAGAGGAGUUGAAAGGAAAGGAUUUCGAGAGUGAAAUCGAGAAUGGUGGUUGUACAUUGCAUGAGAACAAAGAGACGAAAGGGGAAAGAAAAUUACUUUUAUGG